Molecule: messenger RNA, 2309 nt
Organism: Schizosaccharomyces japonicus yFS275
Lineage: Eukaryota; Fungi; Ascomycota; Schizosaccharomycetes; Schizosaccharomycetales; Schizosaccharomycetaceae
Product: squalene monooxygenase Erg1
Exons: 1
Coding region: 289-1659 (456 amino acids)
Biological process (GO): ergosterol biosynthetic process; sterol biosynthetic process; sterol metabolic process
Cellular component (GO): endoplasmic reticulum; lipid droplet; membrane
Molecular function (GO): flavin adenine dinucleotide binding; squalene monooxygenase activity
Source: RefSeq, a predicted model, not a curated record
GGAGCCAACAACCCCGCAGCGCAUUCUAACCAGAGCCAACCAGCUUCCCAAUCAGUUUUCAGACGAAUACACUGCAACACAUUCCCUGGAAUAGUUGUUUUUUGAUUUGGUCGCAUCACCAUUUUUAAUUUCGCAACUUGAACUGUUGAUUCUUCUGUUCCAGUAGUAUCAGUGUUUUUCCGUCUACCUAAAAUACUCGCGUUCUCUCUUUAGUUCUUGCGUUUUUUCGUUUUCGUCUUCUUCCCUUCUCACCUCCCUCCUCAUCCCUUGUCCUGUUUUUUUUUUAGUAUGUCCCAGAGUGCUGACGUGAUUAUUAUUGGCGCCGGUGUUACUGGUAGUGCACUUGGCUGUGCCUUGGGGCGCCAGGGUCGCAAAGUCGUUGUCAUUGAGCGCGAUAUGUCCGAACCUGACCGUAUCGUUGGUGAGCUCUUACAGCCCGGCGGCAUUGAAGCUCUCGCCAAAAUCGGCAUUGCCGACACGGUUGAGGGUAUUGAUGGCCAAUGGACCCAAGGAUACCAAGUCUUUCAAAAUGGCGACAGCGUCUCUGUCCCCUACCCCAAUUCUGCUUCUGGAAAGCAAUACCAAGGCAUUGGCUUUCACUAUGGUCGCUUCAUCAUGAACCUUCGUAAGGCUCUUGCCAAUACGCCGAAUGUCACUGUAAUUGAGGCUACGGCGAAUGAAUUAGUUCGUAAUUCCACUGGCGACGUUGUCGUUGGCGUCAGCUGUACCAAAAAGGGCUCGGAGAAGCCUACAGAGAUCAUGGCACCUCUUACUGUUGUGUGCGAUGGUUGCUUUUCCAAAUUCCGUAAGCCUUUUAUUGACCAUCCCAUUCAAGUCUCUGAUCACUUUUUGGGUCUCAUUCUUACCAACCCGAAGUGGGUUACUCCCGGACGUGGCCAUGUUAUCCUUAGCAAGGUUGCUCCUAUGGUCAUGUAUCCUAUUUCCAGCACUGAAGCUCGUAUUCUGAUCAACUACCCUGGCAAGCAGCUUCCUUCCAUGGACGGCCUUAAGAAAUACGUUCUCGAACAGUGUGUCCCCAACAUGCCCGGUGAACUUGGUCCAUGUUUGAAAGAAGCAGUCUAUAACGACCGAAUUCGCACUAUGCCUAACCAAUUCCUCCCUCCCUCAGUCAACCGCACAAAGGGUAUGAUUCUCAUCGGUGACUCUAAUAACAUGCGCCAUCCUCUCACUGGCGGCGGUAUGACUGUGUGCUUCCACGACGCGUACCUUCUUUCCCGUUUUAUCGCCCCUUCUGUUGUUCCCGAUCUGACUGACUAUGACAAUCUUCUCAACCAGAUGCAAAAGUUUCAUUGGAAGCGUAAGGGUUACAGUUUUGUUAUUAACGUGCUGUCUAUUGCCUUGUACAAACUCUUCUAUCCCCGUAACCGCUAUAUGAAGGCCUUAGAAGUCGGCUGUAUUGAUUAUUUUAAGCGCGGCGGCAGCUGCGUCUCUGGUCCUGUGAGUUUGUUGGGUGGUCUGGAUCACAGCCCGUCUCAUUUGAUCAUGCACUUUUAUGCCGUCGCCAUGUACUCCAUGUUUCGCUAUAUUGCCGAAGCUCCUGUUUUCCUUAUGCCCGUGCGCGUUAUUGAGUCCAUUUUUAUUUUUGCUCAGGCCACAUUCGUGAUUAUGCCUUACAUUAUUAGCGAAAUGUCCUCUUAAACGACAUAAGAUGACACAAAAUGGAUCGAGGCGCGUUUUGCUUCCUCUUGUCGGUAUGUUAUCUUUCUUAUAUUCGGUGUCAUAGGUACGUCUUUUGCACAUGGCGGCUCCUUUGGCUGUCAACGAAAAGCCGGCGAGUUAAUUCUUGCGGCCGUGUUGAGCAUGCUUGAUGCAACCAUUGUGCUCGGAUGGAAGAGCAUGGGUCUCUGCCUUCUCAGGGAGUGAAACACCUUGGAAUGGAUGGCCCAGCUUCGGCCCUUACGGUGUCCUGCAGAUAUCAAGCGGCCCUAAUGUCUUUCACUACUACAAAGUAUUGUUGGAUCUACUGGUGCUGGCCUGUUGGAUGCUAGUUCUCCUCUUUGUUAUUUUUAUUUGUGUGUGUACUUUCGAUACUGCGUCGAACUUAAUUUUAUAUUUUGGUGAACGAAUGUUACGUGCAAAGUAAUGAAUGGGCGCGGUUCGGAUGGUAUGGUAUACAACGAAAAAUUAAUUUCAUGCAAGUCAUUUUUUAAUCUUACAAGGACGUUGAAGUGUUUUUGUGGCUAAGAAUUGAUGUCGCAACCGUUGAAACGCGUAGGAUUGCCUUUAUAUUAGUGAAAAGGCACGAUACGACAAAGGACGACAGCGGCUCGUUGAAUCGUGAGUUGCCC